AUGCUCUCUGAUCACAAUACAUCCUACGGACUUGUCAAAAUCGCCCUCCUGCUCGUGACGGGUGUCUCCGGCCAUCUCUCUCUUUCACCGCCCAAUCCACCUGUUCCUAAGACGCAGUGUCUCGAGCGCAGGACGUUCUUCGAGAGAUGUGUGCGGCACGUUACAUUCUGCAGCAAAAUGAUGAUCUGGGCGGAGACAAUUUGUGACAUCCUCGCGACCUUCGCACACGUCUACCCCGCAUACCCACUCUCACCUAUCCUCUCUCGCCUCCUUUGCCCUUUUACCCCACCCUUAGCACUCACCAAGUCGCACCCGUUGCUCUUGCUGGGCACCCUCUCCGUCCUUUCGGGCGCCGUCAUCCGUCUAGCGUGUUUCCGCGCACUCGGCCCUCUAUUCACCUUCGAGCUUACUAUCACGCCCUCGCAUCGGCUCGUUUCCGGCGGGCCCUACGCGAUUGUGCGACAUCCGAGCUACACAGGCGUCUUCCUCACGCUCGUUGGCGCGUCCGCCGUCGGGCUCGCUCCUGGUGCGUGGCUACGAGAGUGUUGGCUCCGCCCGUGCGUGCCCUACGUGGGUGUACUGUGCGUGCCGCGCGUCGGGGCCACCGUCGCGUGGGCUGCGCUCACGUUCUGGGUGGUGAAGGUGUCGUAUGCAAUGUGGUGUACGCUGGUGAGACUGGCGAGAGAGGACGAGGAGCUGCAUCGCGCGUUCGGGAAGACGUGGGAGGUGUAUGCAGAGCGUGUGCGAUGGAGGCUAGUCCCUGGAGUAUAUUAG
This is a messenger RNA of Sparassis crispa, 774 nucleotides long. RefSeq lists its product as hypothetical. Gene Ontology annotation, biological process: C-terminal protein methylation. Bases 1 to 774 code for a protein of 257 amino acids. Gene Ontology annotation, molecular function: protein C-terminal S-isoprenylcysteine carboxyl O-methyltransferase activity. Lineage: Eukaryota; Fungi; Basidiomycota; Agaricomycetes; Polyporales; Sparassidaceae. Gene Ontology annotation, cellular component: membrane. The record is from RefSeq and is a predicted model, not a curated record. The transcript is spliced from 2 exons.